Messenger RNA from Rhodamnia argentea, 735 nucleotides. RefSeq names its product organelle RRM domain-containing protein 2, mitochondrial-like. Gene Ontology annotation, cellular component: mitochondrion. The record is from RefSeq and is a predicted model, not a curated record. Gene Ontology annotation, biological process: mitochondrial mRNA modification. The transcript has 4 exons. Gene Ontology annotation, molecular function: RNA binding. Lineage: Eukaryota; Viridiplantae; Streptophyta; Magnoliopsida; Myrtales; Myrtaceae. Bases 122 to 547 code for a protein of 141 amino acids.
CCCGAAGUGAACAUCGGUUCGACCUCUCAAACCAACCAUUUCUCUCAGGGUUUUAGGGUUUACCGACCUCUCGAACCACCCAUCGCGCAGCGUAGCAUCUGUCAAUCUUUUCCGUCGAGAAAUGGCACUGAGACUCGGAAUCGCGAGAAGGUUUCUCUCCACUUCGAUCUUCGACUCCCAUCUCCCGGCUUCCAGGGCUACAGCCGCCGCCGCCGCCGCCGCCGCCAGCGACAAGCCUGCGCCUAUUCCUUCCGAUACUCUCUUCGUCUCAGGGCUUAAUAAGAGAACAACAUCGGAGAAGCUCCGCGAGGAAUUCUCAAAGUUUGGCCAAGUUGUUUAUGCCAGAGUGGUUACAGAUCGGAAUAAUGGCUACUCAAAAGGAUUUGGCUUUGUGAAGUAUUCAUCGAUAGAGGAUGCUGCAGAAGGAAUAAAAGGACUGGAUGCAAAGUUUAUUGAUGGAUGGGUAGUAUUUGCUGAAUAUGCAAAACCUCCUCCCCCUAGACAGGCGACAUCUCAGAACACAUACAAUUCGAGGAGCGGAUAUUGAAACUUUUCGGUGUUGAUACAGGCCUGUAUUAGCAUGAACUAAGGCCGUGAAUUGUAUUCUGUUCAAGCACCCGCACUGGACUUGUUAAGUCACUGACCUUGCUAUAUUAUUCUUUGAAUCCAAGUGUGAGGUCUUCUUUAUCUAAAUUAUUUACUGUUAUUUUGGCGUUUAAGAGGUAUUUAAGACAA